Cydia fagiglandana is the source of this 1617-nucleotide messenger RNA. RefSeq lists its product as uncharacterized. Lineage: Eukaryota; Metazoa; Arthropoda; Insecta; Lepidoptera; Tortricidae. The transcript has 2 exons. The record is from RefSeq and is a predicted model, not a curated record. The coding region runs from base 539 to 1159 and encodes 206 amino acids.
UUAGGGCAAAUCCACCGCUAUAGGAUAUAUUUUCUAUAGUAAAAAUGGGAAAAGUUUGCAUCGUAAACAGUUGCCAAAGUGGGCGUAAGAGGAAAAAACAGAAAAAUGUUACGAAAUCCGUAUCUUUUUUCCAACCAACGGUAAGUAUGUAAUUUUCACUACACCUUAUAAAACAAAGUCCCCCGCCGCGACUGUCUGUUCGUGGGUUUGAAUGUAUCUUUGCGAUAAACAAACUACUGGACGGUUUCAGUUCGAUUUUCAUGCGGUUUUCACCUAUCAAUAGAGUGAUUCUUGAGGAAGGUUUACUUAUAUAAUUUGUUGACUAGUGCGAAGCCGGUCGCUAGUUAUUUAAUAAAAUAUUAUAUUGUGAUUUUUAUAUUUUUCUUAUAAAUUUCACAAUUUCACUUCAACAAUUCUUCAUUUUUCUAUUAAUUCUCAGACUCCGGCACGGUUGGAAAGUUGGAAAAAGUCGUUAGGAAUUGCAUUAAAAGCAAAUGAUUAUAUUUGCCAUCUUCAUUUUAAAGAAGAAAAUAUAAAUAUGUACGAAAAGUUAACUAUUAAAGGAGAGCUCAAAUAUAUUCCUACACAAAGAAAAACGCUUAAGGAAGAAGCUGUGCCCACGAUUGAGCAUCAGUUUAUUCCCAUUCCCGAACAUGAACUCCAAGCCAAUACUAUUCACAUAGAGGAAUCUUUCGAACCAUACCCCAAUCAACCUAAGGACGAGCAGCAACAACAAAUCAAUGCCGAGCAACAGGAAUUAUCAGAAGAUCAAAAUGAUUCUAAUUAUUUAAUGGAUUAUGAAAUGAUACAACAGGACUUUGCGGAACCAUUGUUUAGUCAAUAUCAGGAUACUAAUGUAACAAUAAAUCCAAUAGAGAAUUUUAAAAGUAAGUUUCGGGCAUUUUCGUUGUUGCCGCCUUUUUGGCUACAUGCAGAAAAUCCUAAUGGGCUGGAAUUUAUGCGAAUGGAUCCAAAAACUCAGAAGAUUAAACAUCAUAUACGUUUAAACGAUGAUCUAACUGUCACUGUAAUUUUUCCCAAUAAUGAACAAUUGCCACUAAAGGAGAAAAUUAAUUCAUAUGACAACACCUACGAUUACUUAAAAUCGGUUGAAAGAUGGCCUUUGUGCGUUGGUACUCAGAUUGACGACAAUAAGUAAGUUUUGGUAGAUUGUUAACCAAGGGAUGAACGCAGUGAGAGUAUAGUCCGAGGCUAAAAUGAUGCCAUUCACCCGAGUUAAACACUCUACUUUUCAUUUCGAAUACGAGGAACCUAGCCCCAAAGCUUGUACUAUGGGUGUAGGCGAUAAUACAACUGUUUGCAGUCGUCUUAUGAAUAUAUAUACCAUAAUGUAACAGUUGUAUUUAAAAUAAAAGGAUAACUCGUAAGCCUAACUUUGAUUUUAUUUAACAUUUUUGUCAUUAAAAAUAUUGUAUGUAACGGUACAUUAAAUAGGUCUUAAUUCUUGAACCUAUCCUAUUAAAACUCGACUUUUAUGUGUAUUUUAAGAACCCUUAUUAUGUAGGUACCUGUAGAUUAAAGCACUAUUUAUACAUAAACAAUGGUACAGGAGAAUAAUAAAAGAUAAAAACGAAUUUAUCUAAUAAUUACAUCAAU